This is a messenger RNA of Trematomus bernacchii (emerald rockcod), 2094 nucleotides long. RefSeq names its product unconventional myosin-Va-like. The record is from RefSeq and is a predicted model, not a curated record. The coding region runs from base 1071 to 1376 and encodes 101 amino acids. The transcript is spliced from 2 exons. Lineage: Eukaryota; Metazoa; Chordata; Actinopteri; Perciformes; Nototheniidae.
UAGAGGCUGCUCCGCUGCGGUGUGAACAGGAAAACCCGGUGCUUUUCAAGCACCAGCACCGAACCGGCCCCGAAACACCAUUGGUGUGAAUGGGGUACUAGUCACCUGUUCACCCAGCCCCUCACCGGACAACGCGCCAUCUCUGAGAAUAGCCAGACGAUGUCCCUCCAACUCUAUCUUGGCUUUCUCAGAUUCUUGUCGCAUCCGCUCCACUGUGAUUUCCUUUUCAAUUCCCAACUCAUACUUCCUUUUGUCAUGUUCCAGCUGCAACAACAACAAUUCCCUCUGCUGCUCAAAAGAAAGUGCACUUGCCUGAAAACGAGGUUUUAACAAAACCCCCUCUUCCUUUGCAGCAAAAACUCCCGUCUCCCUUAACGUUGACACUAUAGAGUCUUUUAUGUUGUCUUUCACCCUUCUAUCCCCGACAAUAGACACAGAGAAAUGCUCAGCAAUUAAGAGCAGCUGCUCUCUUGAAAAAGUACCAAGCAACUCCUGAGACGGAGCUUCAAUAAAUGCCUCUACGUCAGCCAUAUUAACUUCCAACGACCCCUCACCGGAACACAACACCGGACCUUUAAACCGAGAGAUGAGAAAGAACACACGCAAAAACAAACCGGACAGAUACCACCACACUUAUUAUGCGUCCAAAGUGGAACAACACUAAUGUUCUGAUUGGAGUUUCCCCACUAACUCACCAUCCCACUGACUAAUCUCCUCCCUAGUCUUCAUGCAGUUACUUGUGGUGGGUAUUUAUGCACCGGAGACCGCUGGCCCAGCAAAGCGACUAGCAAGCUAGCAACACUACUGUGACCACGGCCAUGCUCCCAAGCCAAAGCUUCAACCACUUUCUCCGCAACACUACACACCCCGCUCAACAAUCCCAAGGGAACCGCCGCUUAACCUGCCAGGGAAAACUCUGCACCGCUCCGCACUGCUCCACCUGCAACGCACCAACAAACCCCGACGAGAGAAAAAAGUGAAAAACAAACCAAAACAAACAGCUGACCACGGCUAAGAACAACUAGCAACCUCUCUCUAAGCUCACCACAGCACAGGUCCUCCAUCAGAACAUGUUCUGCCUUCUUAAUCUGCAGACAGGAUCUGCUGCUAGUGAUUUGACCUUUGUGUGUUUCUCUUUGCAGAUUGUAAAACUGCUGACCUUGUACACUCCAGUGAUUGAGUUUGAAGAGCGAGUGUCAUCCACGUUCCUCACAACUCUUAACAACCUUUUGAAAGACAGAGACGAGUCAUCCACUUUGUUGAUGGACGCCAAGAAGAUCUUCUCCGUCUCCCUCCCCUUCACACCCUCCUCUGUGGCUCUGGAGACCAUCCAGAUCCCCGCCAGCCUCAAUCUGGGCUUCCUCGCCCGCAUCUAGACCAGAAACCUCUGAGACUGAAUUGUGUUUACGAGAGGAAAAACACCAAAGUCUCUACACGUUGUAAUGUCACCGAUUACUGCAGGACUGCUGCAGAAUUAGACUUGUGUAGUGAUCACUGCUUCAUACACUGGGGUUACAUAAUCCAAUCAUGGAACUACAGGUUGGGGGUAUUGUUUCCGCACGGACACAUGUGUUGACGGUACCUACUGUGUACCUACUGUGUGUUCCCCCUUUCACUUUCUCUUCUGUUCUCGUGCUGCGACAGACAGCAUGUACAUUCCUGCUGCUCAGUAAAGUACAGAUUUGCACCUUCGAUGCACCGCUUCAGACUCCCUUCUCUCGGCACUACACGACUUUGUUUACAUGCAUCUAUGUUAUAGCUUUUCAGCACUGCACAGCCAAAGACUCAGAACUGAAUGAAUCUGCAAGAAAAGUUUUUUUAAGGUCAUCUAUUGCCACGCCUCGUAUUGCUAAAACAGGUAUUCACAAUGUUCCUAAUAUAAGAUAUAAGUAAGGACAUUUGACAAAUCAUAAAACAUGCAAGUUUGUUGGGAUAGAUGAAUGUAUCCUAGGACUGUUUUGAUGGACAAAUCUUAAAAAAAAAGAAAAGGCCAACCGAUUUAAAUGUUAAAAUGUCUGAAGAUGAGAUUCUGUUUUAUUUCUGUAACUUCAUAUAUUUCUGUAACGACUAAUAUAAAAUAUGUAUUUCACAGUU